ACUACAUUAUGGGAUACGCAGUCGGGGGAUGUGAAAGACGUAAACAGGAAAGUUGUGGGGGGAAAACAUCUUGCGUGUGUCGAACCCUUUCAAAAUCACAGAAAAAGAGGUCAAACAACAUUCUCAAAAGCCUUGGCUGGAUUGACAUCUACCCAAAAUGGCCAUGAAGUCCUGCAUUGCUUCUCGUCUCAAGGAUGAUGAUGAAGUAAAUCAGGAAGUUCCAUCCAACUUUAACUCCCAACCCCCAGUGUCUGUUGAAACCCGGUCCCCUGACUGCCUUCCCCCCAUCUCCUGGCAACCAGUGUCCAAUAGCCGCCGCACCCCGCCACCCCCACCCCAACCCCUCCCUACAUCCAAACAGAGCGAGGAACACAACUGGCAAGCCACACAGACUUCAGUGCGAGAGAGAAAUGCAGUCAUGUUCAACAAUCCUCUCAUGGCUGACAUCCAUUUUGUAGUUGGAACUGAACCAGUGGUUGAGAAAAUACCUGCCCAUAAGUAUGUACUUGCUACAGGAAGCUCAGUGUUUUUUGCAAUGUUCUUUGGAGGCCUUGCUGACAAGACUGAGGAAAUAAUCAUCCCUGAUGUAGAGCCAGUAGCUUUUAGGAACCUGCUCAGGUAUCUCUACUGUGAUGAAAUUAAACUUGAAGCUGACAUUGUUCUGUCGACUCUGUACGCUGCCAAGAAGUACAUAGUUCCUCAUCUAGCCAAGGCUUGUGUCCGUUUCCUUGAGACGAGUCUCAGUGCUCGCAACGCUUGUGUCCUUCUGAGCCAAGGUCGCCUGUUUGAAGAGGUGGAACUUAUGCAGAGAUGUUGGGAGGUUAUAGAUGCUCAGGCAGAGGAAGCCCUAAAGUCUGACGGGUUCACAGACAUAGAUUAUAAGACCCUUGAAACUAUACUCAGUCGGGAAACCUUAAAUGCUCAAGAAAUCCAUAUCUUCUCUGCUGUGUCCCGCUGGGCUGAAGCCGAAUGUCGACGUCAGGAACAGGAUGUAACUCCAGAUAACUGUCGCUUGGUGCUAGGGUCUUGUCUCAAUCUGAUCCGCAUGCCAGCUAUGACGAUUGAGGAGUUUGCAAAUGGGCCAGCACAGUCCAGAAUACUCACACUAGAAGAAACCAAUGAUCUUUUUCUUCAUUUCACUGCUCGUGUGAAACCUAAGCUUCCCUUCAACAGAAAACAUCGCAAAGGACUUGAGCAGUAUAGGGUUCACCGGUUUCAGUCUUCUGCUUAUCGCAGCAACCAGUGGAGGUACAGGGGGCGUUGCGACAGCAUCCAGUUUGCAGUUGAUCGCAGAGUCUUUGUAGCUGGAUUUGGACUGUAUGGCUCCAGCAAUGGGGCCUCGGGGUAUCAAGUCAAAAUAGAACUGAAAAGAAAUGGUCUAAUUCUUGGUCAAAAUUUAACCCGAUUUAAAUCUGAUGGAUCGAGUAACACAUUUCCUGUGAUAUUUGACAACCCAAUCCAGGUAGAGCCAGAUAUCUAUUACACGGCCAGCGCGGUGUUGGACGGUGCCGAGCUCAGCUACUUUGGUCAAGAGGGACUUGCGGAGAUGCAGUGUGGCAAGGUCACAUUUCAGUUCCAGUGUUCCUCGGAUAGCACAAAUGGGACUGGGGUGCAGGGGGGACAGAUACCAGAGCUUAUAUUCUACUGCUGACAAUCGCUUGCCAUUAGAAGAAUAACUAACCAUCUAUCAUACCUUAAGAUAUAAUAUACAUACAGGCUUCAACACUGCUCUAUAGGGCAUGCCUAGCUGAAAGGACCAGUAGUGUUUUUAAAUUGCAUAAACUGGUCUGAAGUGAAUUGCAGACUAGAUGGAUGUAGCUCCUUGUGUCUACCCAUAAAGUGGUAAGAUCUAUUGAAUAUCAAGUAUUUCUGAAUCUCUUUAGUACAGUGCCUGGCAAUCCUGCUCUAAUUUAUCAUUGUGUCCAUCAUUGUGCAGAAGAUCUGAGCAUGCACAGUGAUCAGUUAGCAACAAGCAGUAUCAGAAGCUAGCACUAUUCAGCACUAUCAAGCUUUAUAAUGGUUAAGUGUUCGAAAUCUAUGGGGGAGUGGCCUUGAGGUCGUAUGGUAGUAUUUGAAUCUAGGUACCCCCUAAAUCUUCAACUUUUACCAUAAGGGUCAUGACAAGGAACCCUUCAAACAGUUUUUGUGAGAGAAUUGCAGGGAGAUGUAAGAUGUAAGUGCACAAAUAGACCAAAACCAGUCCCCCUGUCUCCAAUAGGUUCAGUACAAUGAGGAUCAGUCACCGUCCCCAGCAUGGGCUUCACAUGUUCCUGUUUCAUGUAUAAAUGUCUGCAAGUUACUUUGUUGUGCAGGUGCCCCUCAAGUAUUGUCCCAGGGUAUUACUAUUAAUGUGAUGUCCAUGUGUUGCCCCUGAUGUCUCAUCUGCUAUUAAUGUUGUUGAAAUGGCUUGCAGCAGACUGUUUACUGUUGGUUAGAGACUUUAUGAAGUACCUGCUUCCGUGUUGCAGCAUCGACACAUUCAUUGGGUGGCCUAGUGCUGGACACUAGACCUCGUAAGACACUGUGUGAUACUUAGUAACUGUAUGCAUAUUACCUGAUUACAAGAUAUAUUUCAAACAGUGCCAUAAUUACUUAGAGACCUGGAUAUUUUGAAUGUCACAAAUCAUGAAUAUUGCAUCCGGAAGAGGGGUCAAUAUGAAUCAUAAUGACCUUAGUCUUAAGGUAUAGAAGUUAUACAAAUUCAAAAGUUGAGUCUUGGUUCAUGAUAAUAGCAACAAAAUACAUUUCAUCCAACACUUGAACUGUUGUAUGAAAACACAGAAGUUGUCAGUCUGCAACUUUAGCCACUAGGCCGUAGCCCGAGUCUAGUGAAAAUCAUUUUGGUCUAUUAACAUCGACAAAUAAUAGUUUGUUUGAUAAUAUUAAAAUUUACUAAAAAUGAUGCCAAAAGCCAAGUUUGGCACAGACUGGGCUCUACCCCAGUAAAUGACUGAGAUGGUAAGGUGUGUGCAUGCUGCUAUGCUUCCUAGUAUUUGUUAUUUUGUGUUCCAUGUUGGUAAUCAUGAUAAGCGCUGAACAAUCCUGUUCCUUUUCUCAGAGCACCAAUUACAUUUGAGAGGCAUUUUGUUUUGUCAUUGAUCACAUAUGGCCAAUUAGUCGACAAUCAGGCCAUGAGAAAUGGGGAAUGAUUAUACAAGCCCUCAUAUUUUACCCAACCUACCCUGUCCUUCAAAAGAAUUAUGUUUUGAAACGACAAUCAUUUUGAAGUUGUUACCUACAUGACCUACGUCCAGUGAAAAUAUCAACAGAAGUCAAGUUUAUCCCUGAAGGUUAAAACCCUGAUAGACUGUACUACUGAUUUGUUAGUAUAUGAGAAAUAAAGAUUUUUUUAUUGA
Messenger RNA from Haliotis rufescens (red abalone), 3356 nucleotides. RefSeq names its product BTB/POZ domain-containing protein 6-B-like. Gene Ontology annotation, biological process: neurogenesis. The transcript has 3 exons. Gene Ontology annotation, cellular component: cytosol. The coding region runs from base 158 to 1651 and encodes 497 amino acids. Lineage: Eukaryota; Metazoa; Mollusca; Gastropoda; Lepetellida; Haliotidae. The record is from RefSeq and is a predicted model, not a curated record. Gene Ontology annotation, molecular function: protein binding.